Messenger RNA from Fragaria vesca subsp. vesca, 1037 nucleotides. Its product is annotated as transcription factor bHLH35-like. Gene Ontology annotation, molecular function: DNA-binding transcription factor activity; protein dimerization activity; sequence-specific DNA binding. Gene Ontology annotation, biological process: regulation of DNA-templated transcription. Gene Ontology annotation, cellular component: nucleus. NCBI's taxonomy places the organism in Eukaryota, Viridiplantae, Streptophyta, Magnoliopsida, Rosales, Rosaceae. The transcript has 5 exons. The record is from RefSeq and is a predicted model, not a curated record. Bases 93 to 827 code for a protein of 244 amino acids.
ACCAGACACUUAGAAAUCCCUUGCUUUCAUCCAACACAAUCUUCAAGCUCUCCCUCUCUCUUCUCUUUCUCCCGAUCUUUCUCUCUUUCACCAUGGACAACAUUGGUGAUGAGUACCAGCAUUACUGGGAAACCAACAUGUUCCUCCAAACCGAAGAGCUCGACAGUUGGAAAUUGGGGGAGGAGGCGUUUUCUGGGUACUACGAUUCGAGCUCGCCGGACGGAGCAGCGUCGUCCAUGGCUUCCAAGAACAUUGUUUCAGAGAGGAACAGAAGGAAGAAGCUCAAUGAGAGGCUCUUUGCUCUUAGAGCAGUGGUCCCCAACAUUAGCAAGAUGGAUAAGGCUUCUAUAAUCAAAGACGCCAUUGACUACAUCCAAGAGCUUCAUGAUCAAGAAAGAAGAAUUCAAGCGGAGAUCAUGGAUUUGGAAUCUGGAAAAUCAAAGAAAAGUGUCAUGGGAAGUUCCGAUUUCGAACAAGAGCUUCCGGUCUUGUUGAGAUCGAAGAAGAAGAAACUCGAGCUGUAUGAUUCUGGAGGAUCAAGAAGUUCCUCCAUUGAAAUCCUUGAACUUAGGGUUACAUACAUGGGGGAGAAGACAGUGGUGGUGAGCUUGACAUGUAGUAAGAGAACAGACACAAUGGUGAAACUGUGCGAGGUCUUUGAAUCUCUCAAGCUCAAAAUCAUUACUGCCAAUAUCACCGCCUUUGCUGGGAGGGUACUCAAAACAGUCUUCAUUGAGGCAGAUGAAGAAGAAAAGGAUCAUUUGAAGGUAAAAAUUCAAACAGCUAUUGCAGCUCUGAACGACCCCCAAAGCCCCAUGAGCAUAUAAUAAUGAGAGAACCGAAUCAGCAAGUCGAUUUCAUUUGAUGGGGUUUUCCUUGUUGCAUGUUUUCUUGAAGAGCCUGUGCUUUGAUUUUUGUUAUGAGUAAAUCAACUUGCUUUUUCUUCAUGGCUAGUGUUUUUUUGGUCGUUUUCAUGGCUGGUGUAAAAAAAAGGUUUGAGAACUCUAAUUUUUUAGAAAACAUGGAUGUGGAAUGUC